Molecule: messenger RNA, 1428 nt
Organism: Radiomyces spectabilis
Lineage: Eukaryota; Fungi; Mucoromycota; Mucoromycetes; Mucorales; Radiomycetaceae
Product: ClpP/crotonase-like domain-containing protein
Exons: 9
Coding region: 1-1428 (475 amino acids)
Biological process (GO): L-valine catabolic process
Cellular component (GO): mitochondrion
Molecular function (GO): 3-hydroxyisobutyryl-CoA hydrolase activity
Source: RefSeq, a predicted model, not a curated record
AUGUUCCGCUUUCAACAGACUGCUAGAGCCUCCAUUCGCUCUUUAACUCACUCGGCAGCAUUGGCUACCCAGAAACCGUCCACUCUUUUACGGUCAUUCUCCGCUGUAAGCAAUGCUCUCGAGCCUCCGGUGCUUGUCAACAAAGUGCUCGGUGUCCGAGAAUUGGUGCUCAACCGUCCUCAGCGUCUUAAUGCUCUCAAUGGUGACAUGAUGAAGAUUAUUAGCUCAAAAAUCAAGAGUUGGGAAGAUUCCGAACUGGCCAAUAUUGUGGUUGUCAAAGGAGCCGGUCGCGCCGUUUCUGCUGGUGCCGAUAUCAGAGAUGUGGUGGAACACCUGAAGAAGGGGAACGAUCAGGCCAUGUUCUAUGCUCUGAAACUGGAGUAUGAAUAUCUUCAUCAGAUCGCUACGAUGAAGACCCCCUUUGUGGCACUCAUGGAUGGUAUUACCAUGGGUGCCGGAGGAGGUUUAUGCGCGCAUGGUGCUUUCAGAGUAGCUACCGAGAACACGGUCUUUGCCAUGCCUGAAACUGCCAUUGGCUACUUUCCCGAUGUCGGUUCCAGCUUUUUCCUCUCUCGUCUCGAUGGUCAUUUGGGAACUUACCUUGCAUUGACCGGUGAAUCCAUCAAGGCGGAAGAUGUCUUGUUUUCGGGCAUUGCGACCCAUUUUGUGCCUUCCUCCCGUUUGGAAGCCCUGGAAGCUCGUUUCGCUGAACUCGACAAUGCAGAUAACGAGAUGGUCAAUAAUAUCAUUGAAGAAUUCGCUGCUGAAUACGAUCCCAACGUCCGCAACACCUUGAGCGGUGAGGUUCGCAAGACAAUCGACAGAUGCUUCAAGGAACAUUCUGUGGAAGACAUCUUGGCUGCUUUGGAAAAGGAUGGUUCGGAAUUUGCUUUGAAGACCCGAGAAACCUUGUUGAAGCGUUCCCCCUUGGCUCUCAAGGUCACUUUGGAACAAAUGCGCACCGGAGCCAAUCUGGGCAUUGCUCAGUGUCUUAAAAUGGAAUACAAGUUGAUGCAACAAAUGACCAAAGAGCAUGAUUUUACUGAAGGAGUCACUGCGCGUCUGAUCACGCGCACCGAGCCAAAGUGGAAUCCCAGUCGUUUAAGUGACAUUACGGACGCCAGUGUCAAAGCCCGAUUUUUCGAUAAAGCGCCUGCUAUGACCCUUUCCUUCCGAUCGAACCAGAACUUUAUGAUGUCGCCUUCGCGCAAAUACGCUUUACCCUCGGAGGAAGACAUCCGUCGCAUUGUCACGGCCGAAGUGCCUUUCAGUGGCCAGUUGACAGCAUCGGCUAUCGAAGACUACUUUGUGUUUGAACGCAAGGGUAAAUUCGGCGUGCGCGAAAAGGUACGCGAAGUACUGAGCCGCAAAACUGCCCUUGUCAACAAGAGAAACCAAGAACAGUUAGAAUGGAUCUACAAUCAUUAG